Messenger RNA from Chaetomium fimeti, 1115 nucleotides. RefSeq names its product nuclear pore complex component-domain-containing protein. Bases 94 to 921 code for a protein of 275 amino acids. The record is from RefSeq and is a predicted model, not a curated record. Gene Ontology annotation, biological process: protein import into nucleus; spindle pole body duplication. Gene Ontology annotation, cellular component: nuclear outer membrane; nuclear pore transmembrane ring. NCBI's taxonomy places the organism in Eukaryota, Fungi, Ascomycota, Sordariomycetes, Sordariales, Chaetomiaceae. The transcript has 2 exons.
UCAUCGCCCGCAUUUCCGCCGCUAUACUCGUCGAGAACCAUCAUUGCCUUCCCAUCCCGCCGACAAACAAUCGGCAACUCCACAAUCAGCGCCAUGUCGUUCGCGAUGACGACGCCGAUCAAGUCGACCCCCGUCAAGCAGACCACCGCACCAGCGGCCUCAGAUAGCCCCGGCAACUGGAAGCACCCCCGCCUCGCCGAGAUCACACGGCGGCAGAGCCAGAAUGUCUUUUCGGAAAAGAACAUUAGGCAGAUGGUCUACAAUGCCGUGGCGCUAGUUGGCAUUGGGCUGGUGCGGCAGGUGGUGCUGCCCUUUGUGCCGUCCUGGGUAAUCAGCCCCCUAUGGAAGCAGUACAGCGGCUGGAUCACUGCGACACUGAUCCUUGUGCCGUUAAUAAACAUCGUCAUCGCGCUGCUGCCAUUGUACCGGCCCAAGGACGACCUCACCGACAUCCCCCUCACACCCGCCCAGCGGAAGCUACUCGGCCUCCCGCCGAGCUCGAGACCGGCGACGCCGAACUCGGUCUACAGCACACCCCCGCGGUACUCGCGAACCCCAUCGCUCGCCGGGUCGCCCGCUAGCAUCAAGAGCUACGCGAGCUCGCCCCUCUCUAACAUCGCCAGCCCGAGCCCUGGACAGUACUCGUCGCCCCGGUUCGGCACCUCGCCAUCAAAACUGAACGCGCCGCAAUACUCGCCAUCGACGGUCAGUCCUCUGCGACACAAGGCUAUGGGAGGGGUGAGGACAGCGUCGUUUGGAUCGACCAGCCCGCUCGGUGCGAGCACCGCUUCGAGCGCGUUUGGUGAGGGGCCUGCGACGCCGACGCCGGCGACAGGGAAGCGGUCAACCGUGGGGCUGAACAACAAGUGGCUGUAUGAAAAAGGGAGGAGGAGUUCGGGAAAUAGCUGGCUGCAUGCGUAAUGUCCAAAGCCUCUGCAUACUGAAGGACGGUUGUAUGUAUGUUUGUGAUGGCCGGCUUUGAACUUGGACUUGUGUUAUUAUAGUGAUAAAUAGUCGAAAACCGCCUCACGAUACAUGAUGGAUCCGGAGUCAUAGGGGUCAUCUUUGAGUCUGCUUUCGAGUGCGCGAAACCCCGCAAACUUUCAACCUGGUAU